Molecule: messenger RNA, 3415 nt
Organism: Artibeus jamaicensis (Jamaican fruit-eating bat)
Lineage: Eukaryota; Metazoa; Chordata; Mammalia; Chiroptera; Phyllostomidae
Gene: TMCO4
Product: transmembrane and coiled-coil domains 4
Exons: 17
Coding region: 819-2717 (632 amino acids)
Source: RefSeq, a predicted model, not a curated record
GAUAUCUCAACACUGUAAACUUCAACAGGGUGCACACGGCAAGGGUGUUUCUGUGGCUGGUGCUUUGACUUUUCCUAAUUUACUUUGGAAGAUUACCAUUCAGGUCGCUGUUGUCCUUCCACUCCCGGCCCGGACGCCUCUCGGGCACUUUCUUGCAGAGGCAACCCUGCCUGCAAGGCCUACCCUCGCGCCCUGCCCUGCGCUGCUUCCUGCAGGGCAAAUACACCCACAACCCCAGUUUCGCGCCGGGACAGGCCCGUCACUUCCAGAGCCCGCACCCCUGCGGCGCAGUGUCGGCGGGACGAGCCGGUGGGGAACUUGAAACUCGCGAGCUGGAGCCCGGAAGACCCCGCUGUCCCUACGCACGUCCGCCGGGCGGCGGGGCCAGGCGCACCCGGGGCGGGCAGCCCCAGGCAGGCAGCGGCACCGGCCGGAGCUAGCGCGGGCCGGCCGGGCCGGGGCGGGGGAGGAGCCGGGCGGGUGGAGCCUACUUCGUCUUCGCGCCGCUGCGGCUGCCUUAGCGUCCAGCCCCAAGCAUGUGUGGAAUGGACCCAACCUGCCUUUUCACCGAGAUGUGAGACAGGAGCGCAGACCCUAAGAGGGCAAUUUGCAUAUUUCCCCAGGAAGCAUCCGAUGCUGGCAGCCUGUUUUCAGACCCAGACGGGAGGCCCGUGGUUGUUUCCGGAAAUCUGGCAGGUGGUUAUGGAAUGCCCGUAAUACCCAGGGCCACCUCAGAGAGCUCGGGGCGCGGCAGGGAAGAAGCAGCCAGGGGCCUGCCUUGAAAAGCUUAUGUUGUAUGGGUAUCCAUAGGACUGGCAAUGGCCACACGGGACAGGUCAAGCCUCAGGCCGCAUCCGGUGGCCGAGCCAGCCUUGGAGGGGGAGCCACGCCCGCCCGUGGGCCGGGAGUUGUCCGAGGCCAACCGCUUUGCCUAUGCCGCCCUCUGUGGCAUAUCCCUGUCCCAGCUGUUUCCAGAACCUGAGCAGAGCUCCUUCUGCACGGAGUUCGUGGCAGGCCUGGUGAAGUGGCUGGAGCUGUCCGAAGCUGUCUUGCCAACCAUGAAUGCCUUUGCCAGCGGCCUGGGAGGCGAAGGAGCUGACAUGUUUGCUCAGAUUUUAAUGAAGGAUCCCAUCGUGAAGGAGGACCCGUUGGUAAUCACUCAGGACCUGCUGAGCUUCUCACUCAAGGAUGGGCAAUACGACGCGCGGGCCCGAGUCCUCAUUUGCCACAUGACCUCCGUCCUCCAAGUGCCCUUGGGGGAGCUGGAGCUCCUUGAAGAAACGUUCCUUGAGAGCCUGAAGGAAACCAAGGAGGAGGAAUCCGAAACGGCCGAGGCGUCCAGGAAGAAGAAAGAAAACCGGAGGAAGUGGAAGCGCUAUCUCCUGAUAGGCCUGGCGACUGUCGGAGGCGGGACAGUGAUCGGUGUGACCGGGGGUCUGGCUGCCCCUCUUGUUGCUGCUGGGGCCGCCACGAUCAUCGGCAGUGCCGGGGCAGCAGCUCUGGGCUCGGUGGCCGGCAUAGCUGUCAUGACCUCGCUGUUCGGUGCCGCCGGAGCUGGCUUGACGGGGUACAAGAUGAAGAAGCGUGUUGGGGCGAUCGAGGAGUUCACGUUUCUGCCUCUGACGGAAGGCAGGCAGCUGCGCAUCACCAUCGCCAUCACGGGGUGGCUGGCGUCCGGCAGAUACCGCACCUUCAGCGCCCCGUGGGCCACCCUGGCACACAGCCGCGAGCAGUACUGCCUGGCCUGGGAGGCCAAGUACCUGAUGGAGCUCGGCAACGCCCUGGAGACCAUCCUCAGUGGCCUCGCCAACAUGGUGGCCCAGGAGGCCCUAAAGUACACCAUGUUGUCUGGCAUCGUGGCUGCCCUGACCUGGCCGGCCUCACUCCUCAGUGUCGCCAGCGUCAUCGACAACCCCUGGGGGGUGUGUCUCCAUCGAUCCGCAGAGGUCGGCAAGCACCUGGCCCACAUCUUGCUCUCCCGGCAGCAGGGCCGGCGACCUGUCACUUUGAUUGGCUUUAGCCUGGGAGCCAGAGUCAUCUACUUCUGCCUGCAAGAGAUGGCUCAGGAGAAAGAUUGCCAGGGGAUCAUUGAGGACGUCGUCCUGCUGGGUGCGCCCGUGGAAGGAGAAGCCAAGCACUGGGAGCCUUUCCGGAAGGUGGUGUCCGGGAGGAUCAUCAACGCCUACUGCAGGGGAGACUGGCUGCUGAGCUUCGUGUACCGCACGUCCUCGGUGCAGCUCCAUGUCGCCGGCCUGCAGCCGGUGCAGCUGCAGGACAGGAGGGUGGAGAACGUGGACCUGUCCUCCAUCGUCAGCGGCCACUUGGACUACGCCAAGCAGAUGGACGCCAUCCUGAAGGCCGUAGGCAUUCACACCAAGCCAGGCUGGGAUGAAAAGGGGCUUCUGCUGGCCCCAGGCAGCCCGCCCCGGGAGGAACCUCGCCAGGCAGCAGCCACCUCCUCAGCAGACAAGACCACGGACCAGGAUGGGCAAACCCAGGGUCCAGCACCUGGAGACACGUCCAGAGCGCCCACAUCUGACGACCUCAGCCAAGCCCAGGUGCCAACGGGGCCAGACCAGUCCGAAGGGGCCUCCCUUCCCGCUGCUGCCUGCCCUGCCGAGAGCCCCCAGACGUGCAGCCACGGCAUGAACCCCAACCCACUGGGCUGCCCCAGCUGCGCCAGUGAGGCCCAGAGGCCCUGCCCAGAGCUGGACUGACCCCAAAGGGGACUCGAGCCGUCUUCCCAGAUUCCCAUGGGCCUUGCUGCUCUCUUGCUCCCUCCACCAGGCUCUCCGCAGGAGCUCUGAAGAACUUCCACCAGUGCCCUCCCUACACUGAAGGCUCUGGGGUUGGAAAGCAUGGAGUUGACAGCAGGGAGACUUGUAGGGAGACGACGGACGCCCCGUGGGGAAGCCCAGCCCUGUGGAUCAACCAAGCACAGCUGCGAGCCCAGGACUACCGCCCGGGGUCACAGCUGUGACAUCUGGCCGUCCACCUGGAGGUCCGGGGGGCUCUCCCGGCCCUGAGGCUCCCACCCACCACUCUCCCUCGGCCUCAGUCAAGCCAGGUGUCUGCCUGCUCUCCCGUCCACUCCAGGGCUGCCCACCAGCCCACAGGUUCCAGUAGGAACAGGCAGCUCCCUCUCUGUCCUGGGAGUCCCAGUCAGAUCAGCCACUUACAGCCAUGGCUGCGUACUGCACAGCCACAGGGGCGUCAGUCACACAGACGUGAUGUGAAGGGCGCCCCCAAAGGUGUGCUGCACCGUGGCCCUGGAUGGCAUUGUAACAGCACCGCAAGUCUGCCUGCAGUACAGGUAGGAGCUGGCCCCAGUAGCAAGAAUGGGUCCCAUGGGGGAAGGAUUUCCUGUAGCAGGAACAGAGGUGGUGAUGGAAAUAAAAAGGAGCAAUGGCUACCA